Messenger RNA from Panonychus citri (citrus red mite), 820 nucleotides. Its product is annotated as microtubule-associated proteins 1A/1B light chain 3A-like. Gene Ontology annotation, cellular component: autophagosome; autophagosome membrane; cytosol. The record is from RefSeq and is a predicted model, not a curated record. Gene Ontology annotation, biological process: macroautophagy; cellular response to nitrogen starvation; autophagosome assembly. Gene Ontology annotation, molecular function: ubiquitin protein ligase binding. Bases 194 to 559 code for a protein of 121 amino acids. The transcript has 2 exons. Lineage: Eukaryota; Metazoa; Arthropoda; Arachnida; Trombidiformes; Tetranychidae.
CAUCCUUGAGAAGUUAAGACGGGGGAAAGUUAAGAAGAGAAGAGGGAAAAAGAGAAAAGAAAACAUUGAGCCUCAGUUUGUUUUCUUCUCAUUUCAGUUGAGCUUCUCCAUUUUUGUACUUUUGUUUUCUUCUCUUUUUUAAUUGUUCUGUUUUAAUUAUUUUUUAUUCUUUUUUUACUGUUUUUAAGAUCAAAUGGAUAAGCAAAAUUUCGAGUUUAAAAGAAAUCUAACAUUUGAUGAGCGAAAAAAGCAAUCAAAAAGUAUGAGAAGACUUUAUUCUGACAAGACUCCAAUAAUUAUCGAGAAAUAUCGUUCUGAGAAACAAUUACCAAUAAUUGAUAGAAAUCGCUAUCUUGUACCCCAACACCUUCCAUGUUACAAGCUGGUGGAAAUAGUUCGCCGCCGACUCACCUUACAUCCAAGUCAGGCUCUUUUUCUUCUCGCUGGUGGGAAUUCAUUAGUCUCCAAUUCCACUUCUGUUGGUGAAGUCGCUGAACAAUUCAGAGACCCUGAUGGCUUCUUGUAUAUUGUUUAUGCUUCACAAGAAACUUUUGGCUGAACAAUCUGACAACAGUGACGAAUGAAAGAAAAGACAAUCUUUCAAUCAUUUAAUCCCAAUCACUGAGAUAUUGGGAUGAAAUGAUUCGAUAAUUACCCAAGUUCAAACACAAAAAUCUAUCCAUUAAGGAGCAACAAUUAAAGAUGAUACGAAUGGCAGUGCCAUUGUAAUCAGAGAUGAAAAACAAUUCCCAUUGUAAUAAUAAGCAAUUGACUAAUAAACUAGAAUGUUGAAUAAUUAACAUUCUACAUUGUAAAUCAA